Messenger RNA from Closterium sp. Naga37s-1, 3591 nucleotides. The record is from the annotation of a GenBank genome assembly. NCBI's taxonomy places the organism in Eukaryota, Viridiplantae, Streptophyta, Zygnematophyceae, Desmidiales, Closteriaceae.
AUGUCAGUAGGUGAUGUCGAAUCCGAUGCGACAGCAGCGGGCGACAGCUUCUUCAACAGGGAAGGAAAGGGAUUUCCCACAGCAGGACCUUCUCCCGAGCUAUCGGCGUCAUGGCCGAGCUUUCUCGUCUGGUCCUGGAUCGCUCCGUUCAUGCACUACGGCUACCGCAAAGUCGUGCAGGAAGACGACCUAUACGAGUUAAACCCGGUGGAGUCAACGCAGCAGAGCGUGGACUGCUGGAACCGCGCAUGGCAGACAGAGCUCGCCCUCGAGCAGGCGCACGCGGAAAAGAUGCGCCUGUCUCAGGGGGUUGAGGAGGGGAGGAAGCGCGGGAGGCAGCGGGUGGGGCGAGUGUGGCGGGUGCUGGCGCGUGCGUUCGGGCGGUACUACUUCGUGGCGGCUGUGUGGAAGCCCAUCUGGCUCGCCGCCGUCUGCAUCCAGGUGUACGUGCUGAAGCAGCUGGUGGCAGCAGCAGCGGCGCCGGAGCCGCCAGAAGCGUGGAGGGCGGCGCUGCUGGUGGUGGGCAUGGCUUUAACGUCCACGCUGCAGAGCGUGUGCAUGCACCACUGCUUCACUCGCUCUCAGAAGGCCGGCAUGCGCGUGCGAGCAUGUGUGUGCACGGUGGUAUACCACAAGGCAUUGGGAAUGAAGCAGGUGGCUCUGGGGGAGGCGACAUCUGGGCGCAUGCUGAACCUCAUCACCAACGACACUCAGAAGCUCCUCGACGCCAUCACGUAUUUCCACUAUGUGUGGCUGGCAGUGUUGGAUCUAACAGUCAUCUGUGCGUUGGUCAUAGUGGAGGCGGGAGUAGCAGCGCUGGGGGGCGUGGCAGUCGUCUUCCUCAUCCAACCACUCAUCGUGUGGAUGGCGAAGAGAGUCGCAGCAUUGAGGCCCAAGGCGCUCAAGUUCACAGAUGCACGCGUGCGGCUGCUGGGGGAGGUGCUAUCUGGCAUGCGCGUGGUCAAGGUCAACGGGUGGACCGCGGCCUUCCUGGACCGCAUUCGUGCACUACGAGACAACGAGCUACAGUGGCUGCGCCGGGCGGCGUACGUGCGAUCGGUCAACUCCACACUCAAGGACUCCGUCACUCCUCUGGCGUCCCUGGCCACAUUCGGCAUCUACGUGGCUAUAAACGGCGACCUGCCCCCCCAGACGGCAGCGCUGUUCAGCAUCAUGGUGCGCAUCUUCUUCAUCGCCCCCACCGGCCUCCAGUUCGCUGGGGAAGCUGUCGUCGCCGUUGACCGCCUCGAGACGUUUCUUGCGCUGCCCGACGGGCAGGGCGGCUGCCCGGAAGAGAAGCGGGCGGAGCUGAAAGCAGAGGCGGAGAGCAAGGGCGUGGUUGUGGCACUUGAAGACGCCUCCUUCUCCUGGCAGCUGCCGUCCACCACAGCCCAGCAGCUUCCCUCCAGCACAGAGCAGCAGCAGAAAGCAGAGGGGGGCAAGGGGAAAGGCGCCAGAGGGCUAUGGAGGAGAAGGCUUGGCGCUCAGAAAGCGCAGGAGAAGAGGAAUGGAGCUGUUGGGAGCGUUCAGCCAGAUUGCACGCAGGGAGAGGCCAAGGAAGGUGAUGGCGAGGCAGGCAAAGAGAACGGCUUGCAGGAGGGUAGGCAGAAUGAAUUGGAAAAGGGGCAACAGCAGGAGGGAGAGGGGGUUGGUUCCUCGCUUGCUAUGCCUGCUGCUUCUGCCGAUGCUGUUGCUACGACAGCAGACGCUGCUGCUGCAGCAGGAGGGUUCCACCUGGAGCGAGUGACUAUGCAAGUGGAGAGAGGCGCGGUAGUGGCCGUCAUAGGGGCGGUGGGCAGCGGCAAGUCCUCCCUCCUGCAGGCAAUACUAGAGGAGAUGCAGUAUGUGGGCGGCGCUAUGUGGGUGAGCAGUUUAGGGAACGUGGCGUAUGCAGCGCAGCAGUCGUGGAUUUUGAAUGCUACGGUCAUGGAGAACAUUCUUUUCGGGCAGCCCUUUGAUGCGGCCAGGUACCAGGAGGUGGUGCGCGCCUGUGCGCUUGACCGCGACAUCGCUGCCCUGGCCGCCGGGCACCAGACGGAAAUCGGAGAGAGGGGCAUCAACCUGAGUGGGGGCCAGAAGGCACGAAUCUCCCUCGCCAGGGCCUGCUACAGCAGCGCUCCCCUUGUGCUCCUAGACGACCCUCUAGCCGCAGUGGAUGUUCCUACAGCGAAGCACCUUAUAGAGAACGUGCUUCAAGGAGGGGUCAUGCAACGCGGUAACCGCACGGUCGUGCUGGUAACGCACAACCGACGGUCGCUGGAUGCGUGCUCUCAGGUGCUGCUGAUGACACAUGGACGGCUGGGAUUGGCUGGGAGCGCGGAGGAGCUAGCAGAGGUGGGGGCGAUUAGUAGGAGGGAAAUGAAGAGGGUGAGGAGUGUUGAAGCCAUGGCGGCUGCUGCUGCUGCUGCUGUCGAAGCUGUGCCUUCGGCGAGAUAUGAGGGGCGGGGAGGGUGGGAGAGCGGGGAGGGGUUGGAAGGUUUGGAUGGGAAAAGCAUGGGGGAGGAUCGAGUUGGGGAAGGGGCAGGAGGAGGGGAGGCGUUGGGGGAGGGGGGAGGCAGGGAGGCGGUUCAAGGGGGAGGGGAGAAUGGAGGGGGGGAUGGAGCAGGAGGUGCAGGAGAGGGCGGGGAGGGCGGGGCACGUGAAGGGCAAGAGGCAGUGGCGGUGGAUGGGAGAGGGGUAGAGGAGGCGGAGACGCGACGAGAGGAAGCGGUGGUGCAGGAUGGUGCCUUGAGGGAAGGGGAGAAUGCAGAGGAUGGGGUUGCCAAUGGGAUGGCUGAUGGGGAGGUUGAUGGGGUGGCUGAUGGGGUGGAUAAUGGGCAUAAUGGGAUGACUGACGGGGCGUGUGAGGGAGAGAACGGCCCAGUGCCUGGGGGGGAAGAUGGGAAGGAGCAGUCAAUGAAGUUGACAGAUGGGCAGAGAGAGAAGCGGGCGCAGUGGGGGCAGAGGAGCAUGGGGCGUGUGACUAUAAAGGAGGACCGAGUGGAGGGGCAGGUCACUCGCGCCACCUACUGUGCUUACAUCAAGGCUGGGGGAGGCUUCCUGCUCUUUGCCGGGCUGUUGCUGGCAUUCAUGGUGGCACAGACAGUGCGCACCCUCGUGGACUACUGGCUGGGCGUCUGGGUCGACCACAAAUACUCCCUCUCCUCAGGCCUGUACGUGGGCAUAUACGCGGUGCUGACAGCGGGAGCCGUCGUGCUGUCGCUGCUGCGGGCCUUCUGGUUCACCCAUGCUGCCCUCGCUGCAGCGCGCCACAUGCACCACCUCAUGGCUGUGCAUGUGCUGCGCUCCCCACUGCUCUUCUUCGACCAGAACCCAGUGGGUCGAAUCCUCAAUCGAUUCAGCAAGGAUCAAUCUCUCGUUGACGACCUACUGCCAACCACCGUUCAGCAAACCAUGGAGCUCUUUCUGGGCUGUGCGGGGGCGAUAGCAGUGACAGCAGUGCUGGUGCCCUGGUUCCUCCUAGCGCUGCCGCCACUGCUGGUGGUCUUCGCGUUGCUGCAGCGCCGCUAUCUGCGGGUCUCCCGCGAGCUCAAGCGCAUCGACGGCCUCUCGCGCUCGCCCAUCUACGCACACUUCGCUCAGAGCCUGCAG